Messenger RNA from Alosa sapidissima (American shad), 3292 nucleotides. It is a transcript of the gene usp45, whose product is annotated as ubiquitin specific peptidase 45. The record is from RefSeq and is a predicted model, not a curated record. Bases 261 to 2729 code for a protein of 822 amino acids. Gene Ontology annotation, biological process: protein deubiquitination. Gene Ontology annotation, cellular component: cytosol; nucleus. Lineage: Eukaryota; Metazoa; Chordata; Actinopteri; Clupeiformes; Clupeidae. The transcript is spliced from 18 exons. Gene Ontology annotation, molecular function: cysteine-type endopeptidase activity; zinc ion binding; cysteine-type deubiquitinase activity.
UUCAGCAAAGGGAACAUGUGACUUACUGUGGUUAUAAUGGUAUCGAAUUGUUCUCAACUAUGUAACCUGAAGAAUGUGUGAUUUAAGCUUAAAAAACAUUGUUGCUUUUCCAUAAACCGUGGAUUGUACUCCUAACAGUUUGCUGAUCAGAACAGGGGUCACAGUUAGCUUCGCGUUGGGUUGCAUGCAAGUGUGAACCAGUUACCCAUUUGCUAGCUAACUUAGUUAGCCAGGACAGAGCAGAACUGCAAAAGGGACAGAUGCGGCUCAAAGACCCUUUCUCUUUAAAGUCCGCUGAUAUGACGAAGCGGACCAGCAAGCCGAAGAAACCUCGGGAUGAGGAGUCCUCGGACGAAGUUGGUGGCCUCAUGUGUCAGCACGUCAGCAAGUCGGUGGACCUAGGCGCGGUGAAGAAGGCUGUGACGGGCAGCGUGUGGUCUGUGUGCGCCGACUGCUUACGGGAGAGGAACUUGAACGAAGGGGAGGCCGCUGGAUCCCAUGACAUCCUUGUGUGCCUCAAGUGUGGCUUUCAGGGCUGUAACCAAUCAGAGAGCCAGCACUCCACCAAGCACCAGCAGAGUCCUCACCCCGAGGCCCACUGCAUCACCAUCAGCCUCAGUACCUGGAAGGCCUGGUGUUUUGAAUGUAAUGAAGAGCUGUCCACUCACUGCAACAAGAAGGCCUUGGCACAGACGUUAGACUUCCUUCAGAAGCACUCUGUGAAGGCAACCACAGGAUCGUCAUCUAAACUCAUCAGACUUCGCGAGGAACCGUCAGACCACGCUGACGGCCAGAGGGGGGGUAAGAGUGCCCCCAAUAGCACCCUCGUCCCCGUCAAGGGCAUCAACAACCUGGGCAACACCUGCUUCUUCAAUGCCGUCAUGCAGAAUCUGUCACAGACCCACAUGCUGAAUGAAUUGAUUCAGGAGGUGAAGGAGAAGGGUCACAAGCUGAAGAUCGCCACAUCUGGAGAGUCCAACUUGGGGGCGCUGACGAUCACCCUGUCCAGCCCUGAACCCCUCACCUCGGCCAUGUUCCUCUUCCUCCACAGCAUGAAGGAGGCCGGGAAAGGAACCAUCUCGCCCAAAGUCCUCUUCAACCAGCUCUGCCAGAAGGCCCCUCGCUUUAAAGGCUACCAGCAGCAAGACAGCCAGGAGCUUCUUCACUACCUGCUAGAUGCCAUGAGGGUGGAGGAGACCAAGCGCAUCAAGGCAGGCAUCCUAAAAGCGUUUAACAACCCGACUGAGAAGACAGCCGACGAUGAGACCAAACGUCAAGUCAAAGCUUAUGGCAAAGAGGGUGUGAAGAUGAACUUUGUGGAUCGCAUCUUUGUGGGAGAGUUAACCAACACCAUCAUGUGUGAAGAGUGUGAACAUAUCUCCACAGUGAAAGAGGCCUUCAUUGACAUCUCACUGCCAAUUAUAGAGGAGAGGAUCUCCAAGCCUUCGAACCCCAGCAGAUCGGGAAAGAGCAGUCGGGAGCAGGAAGCUCUCGUAACCCACGGCGACGAGCCCUUGACAAUGCACACUCAGGGUAACAGAGCCAUCAGGAGGCUGAGUGCACCGAGGCAACCUGGCCGGCGUUUGUCCAGCAGUCAGGACGAGAGGGGAGGAGCCAGCUGCAGCGCCGCCCUUAAUGAGGAGGAUCUCUGUUCGGCUGGGCGGGGCUUUGGCAGCUGCCGGGGAGGCGGAGGCGGGUCUGGCAGCCAAUCGGAUGGCAGCGAGAAGGAUUCGGGCGCUCAGGACAGCAGUAACGAUGCCGACAGCGAGGCGUCCGAGAGCGAAUGGUCGCCCCGUUCACCCCCCGGACCCAGCCACCGGGGAAGCAUCACUACCCCCACGCCCGCUGAUCGCACCUCCAAACCCGCGCCCACCCCCGCGCCAGCGCACUACCAGCCCGCUCUGCCGUCUCUCACCACCAGCCAUCGACCCCCGCAGGGCGGCGCCGUAGAGCAGCUGGUCAGCGCCGUGUCCAAGCUGGGCCUCGUGCACACCUCGCCCGACACGCUGCCCCCGGACGAGCCGGGCGAGUCGGCCAGACAGGCCGCGCAGCCCCCACACGCCUACCCCCACCGCCAGCAGCAGCAGCACGGCCACCAGGGGGCGUUCCAGGCGCUGUCCCACAGCUACAUGCCCAGCUCUAAGGAGUGCUCGGUGCAGUCCUGCCUUUACCAGUUCACCUCCGUGGAGCUGCUCAUGGGCAACAACAAGCUGCUGUGUGAGAACUGCACGGAGCGCCGGCAGAGACAGCUCAGGAAGAGCAGCACAUCAGGGAAAAAAUCGGAGCGCGUGUACACCAGCGCCCGCAAGCAGAUGCUCAUCUCCUCCCUGCCACCCGUGGUCACACUGCACCUUAAGCGGUUUCACCAGGCAGGGAUGAACCUGCGGAAGGUGAACCGACACGUGGACUUCCCUCUCAUACUGGACCUAGCACCCUUCUGCUCAGCCUCGUGCAAGAACCUGUUGCCAGGUGAGCGGGUCCUGUAUAGUCUCUAUGGGAUCGUUGAGCACAGCGGAUCGAUGCGAGGAGGCCACUACACGGCAUACGUGAAGGUCCGCAACCCAGUAAAGAGGUCCGACCAGCGUCGCAACCAUUCAGGUGGGCGUGAGGCCAGUGCAUCAUCCCAGGGUCAGUGGGUGUAUGUCAGUGACACGAACGUUCAGACGGUACCGGAGUCUCGUGUGCUCAACUCUCAGGCCUACCUGCUCUUCUAUGAGGAGCUGCCUUAGGGAGUUUGGGAAGGAGGGGGACAGUGAUAAGUGAAUGGUUGAGUCCAUUAAAGGGGUGCACUGAAUGUUCAAGUCUGUUGUGAGGACACAUUGAAUGGAAGACAAUUCAUACGACAUAAACUUGUAUAAUAUCUGCUUGAGUGUGUGGCUUGGACUUUCAGCAUAUUUUGAUUUCUGUGUGUGUAUGGGGUCGGAUAGCCUGAGUGAAAUGUUAGCACAUUUGAAUUGAAUCUACAGGUUAAUCUGGAAAGAAGCCCAUUGACGUCUGUUUCCGAAUCACCAAAAACCCAGGAAUGUGUUAUUUCUUUGGAAUUGAGUAAACAACUGCAUUUAAAACCUUUGUUUAGAAGAAAUAUGUUUGCUGCACUUCUGAAACAAUUUAGUUAAAGUUUAAUUUCAAUUUAAUUUUACUGCUGGUUGCGUCCCUGGAAGUUGUACAAUGGAAAGUUCUGAAACAGGCGUCAAAAAGGAUCCUUUCCAGACAGACCUGCAGAGCAAAUUUUUAUUCAGUGGUUCAUCUGGGUUUAACCAGGUUAGGAGUCUGAUGGAUGGGUGUUUAUUUA